This is a messenger RNA of Microbotryum saponariae, 1665 nucleotides long. The record is from the annotation of a GenBank genome assembly. Lineage: Eukaryota; Fungi; Basidiomycota; Microbotryomycetes; Microbotryales; Microbotryaceae.
AUGGUCCUGUUCACAUUCGGCCACUUUGACUGGGUAGGUCCACCCUGGUCAGGCGAGAUGUGGCCCCGCUACGUCGAUGGCUGUUCUAGGGCUGUGAAGCCACCCCGGUUUGGGCCUGGUCCGUGGAUCGGCGGGCUCAAGAAUGCCUGACGUCGUCGUCGUCGUUGCUCGCUGCUGCUAUCCGCGCUGCCAGCUGCUGAUACUCUCCAUUGCGUCCUAUUGCAGCCAUGUCGUCACGUACCCUCACUCCCCGUCUGCAACCUGUUCUUCCGACAGUUGCUCGUCCGUAAGUGUUGCACCCAUCAUUUCAUCCGGCGGCGUUGAAACAGCGAUGGGCGUCGAAGGCGGACUCGCGUGAAACGAUCGAAGGCUUGCGCCGACAACACCGACACACGCAGGCGCCGAUCAGGCUAGAUCGUCUUGUCGAGUUGCUGGCUAUGUUCCAUCCUUUCCAUCCUACGUGGGGUAGCUAAGGGUUAGGGAGAUCAAUUAUAAAGGAUCGGACUACAUCUGGGACAUACCAGGAUGGCGUGCCUGGCGUGAUCCAUGCGGGUUUCCUAGUGUGAAGCAAGUGCACUGACCACGCUUCCGCUCGCCUUCUCGAACCGUUUGCCGGCUUUCUUUCACAGACCCCAAGGGCCUCGCCGCACCCGCGACCGAUCUCCUGGGACUGCCGACCGAUGGCGCAGCGAUCCGAUCAACACUACAAACGCUCGGUGUCGGAGUGAGACCGUCGUGCUACAUCCCUCGCAUGCACGCCGUCGGAGGCCAGGCCGGCUCGCUCGGGAACGUCGCCAACAUCGCUGUCUGCGGUCUCUCGGUCCUCAUCGGGGUCGCGCUCUGCGUCAUGGCCGGCAGGAGAACGGCCGCCGUCGCACGCAAGGAGAUGCAGGUGUUCCUGUUAAUGUUCUGUCUCGUGCAGGGCGCACAGUUGGCAGAUACGGGCGCGUUGCUCAAGGUCGGCUCGACGGCGCUCACGUGGAUCUCGGGCGUUCACCUGGGCUUGCUUGUCGGUCUUUUCUGGGUCCUCGCAUGGCUCGCGUUCCUGUCGCUGCAAAUCGUCGAGGACGGCACAUUGCUCUCCAUCAUACCCAUGUUGAUCGGCACGAUCGUGCUCUCGGUCGGAUCGGGCUACAUUGCGCUCGACACGGGCUUCACCGUCACCAACUAUUUCCGCUCCGACCCGCCGCAAGACCUGCACUCGAUCUGGUUGUUUGUCCUCACCAUCAUCUGGCCCGCAGCCGCUGCUGGGUUCUACUUCUUGGUUCAGUUCGGCGUCGUCGUUCGAGUGCUCAGGGAGAAGAAGCCUCUUUGUGAGUUGGCCGGUGUGGCGUGGAUAUGAGGCGAACAGGCAAGAAGCUGACUUUGAAAUCUUGUAAACAGUCUUGUUCACGAUGGCCGCUGGGGCCUUCAUCCUCUCGCAAGGCGCUUACUUUGCGCUGAGCCACAAGAUCUGCACGGGCACAAAAGCCAAGGUUGACGGAUCGUUCGUGGCCUCGCUCCUCGAACUCAUCUCCAUCGUCUUCAUCUUUGCCGGGUGGAAGUCGAUCACCGAGGAUUCUUGGGAGGUGGGUUCAUGUUUUGGCGGGGCUCCCGUGCAUGGAGUUGGGAAACUGACUUGAUCUCGGAUCUUCACCACAGGGCACGGCAUAUCUCGACUCGUAA